Chelmon rostratus (copperband butterflyfish) is the source of this 4480-nucleotide messenger RNA. RefSeq names its product capping protein regulator and myosin 1 linker 3 (gene carmil3). The transcript is spliced from 41 exons. Gene Ontology annotation, cellular component: plasma membrane; lamellipodium. NCBI's taxonomy places the organism in Eukaryota, Metazoa, Chordata, Actinopteri, Chaetodontiformes, Chaetodontidae. The record is from RefSeq and is a predicted model, not a curated record. Gene Ontology annotation, biological process: cell migration; regulation of Arp2/3 complex-mediated actin nucleation.
AUGGCCUCAAAGGAGACUACAGCGGCGGGCUUCGCCAACGUCAGCAGAGAAAUCACAGAGAGCAUCAGGAAGGUGCUGGAUAAGCAGGCCAUUAAGUUUGUGCGAGCCAUCAAGCAGGACACCAGGAGCGGCAAAACAGAGGACAGGAUUCUGGUCCUGGCAACAUGGAGGCUGUAUCUCUUUGCUGUCAAAGUGCCCACCAAGAUGGAGGUCACCUUCAACUUCUUGGAAAUCCGAGCAAUGAACACCUAUCCAGAACACCAGGUUGUUAUCGAUACAGACAAGACUACAUACUCGCUGAGACUACAGUCCCAGGACCAGCUGGAUCACAUGGUCAGCCACAUCAACUACGCCCUCUCCCGAGUCUUCAACAACUCCAUUUACGCUCCUCCUAUUUGUCGAGCAGAGGGAGACCUGACUGAUGGAAGUCGCAAGUUUUCACCAAACUCUGAAUCGUCGUUAGAGCCCCAGAAAACCUGCGGAGGUUUUUCUGAGACCUAUGCAGCUCUUUGUGACUACAACGGAAUUGGCUGCAAAGAAGAAGUGCAGUGGGAUGUUGACACCAUCUACCACUCUCAGGACAACAGAGAAUUCAAUUUACUGGAUUUCAGCCAUCUCGACAGCAGGGACUUGGCGGUGAUCGUGGCAUCCAUCGCAUACAACACCUGGUUCACCAAGCUGUACUGCAAAGACAUGCGCAUAGGGUCGGAGGUGGUGGACCAGGUUCUGCACACAGUCAGCAAGUCCAACAGUCUGGAGGAGCUCACUCUGGAGAAUGCAGGACUCAAAUCGGAUUUUCCACAGAAGAUGGCGUCGGCGCUGUCAGAGAACCCAGCCUCUGUGAUUCACUCUCUCAACCUGGCUCAUAACACGCUGGACAACCAAGGAGUCUCCAACCUGAUUCAACAAGUGUGUCGCCUCAACAAGGGACUGCGCCUCCUCAAUCUCUCCAAGACCUCCCUCUCCUCCAAGGGUGUGGUUUCUCUGUCCCAGGCGUUGUGUUCAAGUGACGACUACUCCAAUUCCCUUCUGCAUCUGGACCUCAGCAAAAACCCCGGGGUUCUGUCUGGAGAGGACGCCACCAACCUGUACCUGUUCCUGGCCCAGCCCAACUGCCUGGUGCAUCUGGACCUGUCUGGGACAGACUGCACCGUGGACUCGUUGUUCGGGGCCUUGCUGCGAGGCUGCUGUGCUGACCUCUCCUACCUGAACCUGUCCAAGAACUCCUUCUCUCACAGGAAAGCGAGAGAUUCUCUGCCAACUUUCCGCCAGUUCUUCAGCUCAGCAUUCAGCCUGACCCAUGUCAGCCUGGCUUCUAUGAAGGUCCCUCCUGAUUCACUGAGGGCUCUGUUCCUAGGUCUGUCCAAUAACCCUCAUAUCACUGAUUUACACCUGGACAUCAGCAGCUGUGAGUUGAGGUCAGCAGGUGCCGGGGUGAUUCAGGAGCUGUUUCCCAGAGUUUCAUGCGUGGGGACUUUAGACAUCACUGAUAAUGGUUUGGAUGCUGACAUGCUGGCUGUCAUCCCAGCGUUCUCCAGGCACCCCUCCCUCAAACACCUGAUGCUGGGGAAGAACUUCAACAUCAAGGGCAGGGUGCUGGAUGAAAUUCUGCAGAAACUGGUUCAUUUGGUGCAAGAGGAAGAGUGUGCCCUUCAGUCCCUCUCCCUGGCCGACUCGAGGCUUCGCCAGCGGGGCACUGUGCUGGUCAACGCUCUGGGCUCCAACGCCUGCCUGCGCAAGGUAGACCUGAGCGGCAACCUCCUGGAGGACUCCGGGGCCAAGAUGCUCAGCAAAGCCCUGCAGAUCAACACAACCCUCAGGAGUGUGACGUGGGAUCGCAACAACACCACAGCGACAGGCUUCCAAGAUGUGGCGAGAGCGCUGGAGCACAACUUCACCCUGCAGUACAUGCCCCUCCCCCUCAGCGAUGUCACGCAGGCGUACCGCAGCGCCCCAGAGAAGACGGACCAGGCCCUGACCAAGAUCCAACGUGCCCUGCUUAGAAACAACCAGACUCAGCGUUUCUCUCAGAAACAGGCUCUCCGGCUGCACCAAGGCCUUGUCACCAGCACUGCCGAACAGGUGAUGGAGCGGCUGUGUGUCCGCGUGCAGCAGCAGGUGUGUGUCCUGAAAGGCUGCGAGGAAGGAGAGGAGGUCCAGACGGCCAGACAAAUCCUCAAAGAAGCCAAGGACUCGAGAGCUCUGUAUCCCUCUCUGUGUGAGUUGGCCCAUGUGUUGUCAGUGGACGGCCCCGUCAAACAGCGACUGGACACUCUUGCUGGAGAACUUGCCAAGGCUGCAGACAAAGAACUGCAGGUGGUAGUGGACUCGAUGGUGUCUUUGUGCCGCGAGUUGUGUCCGAUGUCCUGCUCCGCCGCCGAGAGACUCAGCCCGCCCCUCUCUUCCAUCUCCGAACAAGUUUCCAUCCCUCGCUCCGCCAUCCGCAACGCCCUCAUGGAGAGAGCAGCCGAGGAUAUUAACAGGGCCCUGGAGGAGGUGAAGUUGUCUGUGGUCUCCUAUCUAACCAACUCCAUAGUGGAUCAGAUUCUGCAAGAGCUCUAUACCACUCAUAAAACCCUGGUACUGCUGCGGCAAGUGUCUCAGGCGAAGCGUUGGGAUGACGUCGGGACGGGCAGACGCACUGUCAGACAGUCCAGGAUAAUCGAGUCUCUAGAAUUUCCCGAUGAGGACCUCGGCGUCAACCUGGGAAUAGACACAAUGGCUAUUAAGAAGCGGAGCUCCAGAACUAGAAGAAUUCGUCCCGUCUCCACCAGACUGAGUCUAGGUGAUGAGCCCAGUCCCUCUCCCACCCCCUCUGCUCCGCCACACUCGGCCCCUCUUGCCCACUCGGCAUCGUGGGAGUGUCUGUCCACCCUCCCCACCAAUGGCUCGCCCUUGCGUCACGUGACCCACGUCAGGCCUCGCCCGCCACGGAGACACAGAGCAGGGCACCUUCCCCCAGAAUCUCAUUAAGUUCAGUCCAUGUGUUUCCACAAAAGAGCUCAGGAAGGUGUGGAGCAUUGCUCAGAGAACGGAGGAGUCAAUAUGCUGGAGGAUGGACUGCCUGAUUUCUACAGCAAGAGAGUUCUACCCGACAGUCAGCUGUCAUCCCUCCAUCAGGCCCAGUCACUGAGGAGAAAGAAAAGACGCAGCGUGUUGUCCAUUUUCUCCGGCUUCCGCAAGAACCGCAACUCCACCAUCUCUAAUCAGGACUCGGACAGCGCCUUAGAGAACGUGUACUCAAUGAUUCAGCACCCUAAGGACGCUGGGAGGCCAGACAGCGCUGUUCCUGGAGCGAACGGGAACAUGCCUUCACCUCGGCCAACGCAGGGUGUACCUGUCCACGGGAUGAGGGCUGCCAGCCCCCCCUGCCUCAUCCAAAGACAGUCCACAGACCUAGUCAGCAUGGUGUACAGCUGCAUCGGGGCAGAGAUCGAGGACUCAGAUGGGAGCAGCACCUGUGACAUCAAAGUGACAGACGACACUGACAGAUCAACCACCAUCUCAGAUGCCCCUGCAGAUACUCGGAGUAACGGCCACGUGGUGUCCUCCAAACAACAGACGGACAGACAGAUGGAGACGGGCAGGCAGGAGAGGAUCGUACCCCUGACAGACUCACGGACAGAGAUAGAGGAGGACAGACAGAGCGGCGGUGGAAGCGUGGCCCCCUGUGGACCGAGGCCAGAGCCACCUCCACAGAGCACCAAGCCCAGUCUGGCUGCGAUGAGGCAGAGACACCUGCAGGAGAGUUUAGAAGAGGCAGGAAGGCUGAUGGGGGAAGAAGACCAGAGUGAGAGAAAGCAUGAGGAGAAGCAGAGAGCGCGAGGGCCAGAGGGGCAGCGUCCCCUUGUACCCAAUAAGCCUUGUCUCGACCUUGCAAGAGACAAGACCUCUCCAGAAAAGGCCGUGACCUCUCCCAAAACCUCACCCCUCAGUCCAAGUGAAGAACCAACCAAUGACCAGAGGAGCCUGCCUCCUGCUCAGCCAAUCAUUGAAGAGGAGGGGGCCGCUGAGAGGAGAAGCUCACCAGUUUCUGCCAAGCCUGGGAUAGAGGCAGGAGAUCCUGUCAGUCAAGGCGAGGAAGAGGGUCGUAAUGGAUUUCCAGCGCCAUCACGUCACACCAGGAAGUCCAGCUCGUUUGACAUAGGCAUGGAACGGGACAGCCCCUACGAUCUGGAGAGGCCUUCAGAUCGCAGAUUCCCUGUGAAAAAACCCUGUUUCCCCCAGUACAGAAACAGAUCUCUGGACUGCCCUGCUGGGACCAGGUAUUAUGAAAGCCCCCAGCUUGGUAACAGAGACGCGUUAUGACGUUACCAGUGGAGCAGAAGAAGUUUGCUGGGAAGGGAAGACUGGAACAAGGAGGACUGGAGAGAGACGAGCUUUUAAAACUUUGCGGACUCAACUGACGAAGAUUCAACAGCAGCUGUUUUUCCUUUUUAACCCAUUUAAACCUUUGUCGCUGAAAAUGCAUGUACUGUAU